Messenger RNA from Stomoxys calcitrans (stable fly), 1019 nucleotides. RefSeq lists its product as uncharacterized. Gene Ontology annotation, cellular component: lysosomal membrane. NCBI's taxonomy places the organism in Eukaryota, Metazoa, Arthropoda, Insecta, Diptera, Muscidae. The record is from RefSeq and is a predicted model, not a curated record. The transcript has 5 exons. Bases 90 to 686 code for a protein of 198 amino acids.
AAUUUGUAUUUCUCAAUUGAUCGAAUACUCUGACUUUUUCAUCUGCAUCGAGAAACUUGAUUUUUAAAAUUCACUUUUUUCGCAAAUUAAUGGAGUACAAACGACUUUUUCUAUUUACAGUAUUAUUGGCGAUAUGUUAUUUAAUUGGCGUGACAUGGGCUGACACGGGUACGGCACCUAAUGCCACUAGCAGCCCAGCACCAAAACCCACAACAGCUACACCGCUACCAAAAGUAUUAAGCUCGGCCGUUGCUCCUUUAGCGAAUACGACAUCAGCUCCAAAAUGUGUUUGUGAUGGCGCACUUUUACCACGUCUAGGAGAAAAUGGAAAAGAGUUGGAAAUAUGUCCGGAAUGCAAGUGUAAACAUGAAGCCAGAAAUACAACAUUGAUAAAGGUGGUGGUCAUUAUUGUUAUUUGGAUAAUAUCGAUACUUGUGAUAUAUAUGCUAUUCCUCAUGUGUCUGGAUCCGCUGCUCAAUAAACGUGUCAAAGCGAACUACCAGGAGCACACAAACGAAGAUGAUGAUACCACUUCUGCUUCUCCUCCUAUGACUUCGUCGGCAAAUCAAGAACUCAAUUCAAGGGCCAAUGUUCUUAAUCGGGUGGGCCACCAACAGGAUAAGUGGAAGAGACAAGUUCGUGAACAGCGUCGCCACAUCUACGACAGACGUACAAUGCUUAAUUAAGGCAAUAACAAUGUUAGUGGCCCAUAGGUGGUGGCAAAAUAGCAUAUGUAGUAUAUACGAUAACCCAAUAACAUAUAGAGACAUAGAUGUAAAUCCAUUACCUUUUUAUUUAAAAUAUGUGUGGUUAAAACAAGACGUGUUUUCGUUAUAAGGAAAGUUUUCCUCUUUUGCGCGGGAAAAGGUUAUACCAAAUAAUAUUUAAUCUGCUCUGCAUUUUUAUUGCAAGCUUAUCCAACAUUCAAAUGAAAACACGCCUUUCACAAAUUAUUUGUUUUGACAUGUUAAAUUAAUUUUGUUUUCCGAAUAAAGCCACGAAAGUGUUGCGGAAUUACA